ACUUCAUCCGCUUCUAAGGAACGAAUUUGCAGUUCAAUAUACUUUUGCUGUUUUGCAGGAAUGGAAUAUGCUUAUUCAAUCACCGACGACUACAGAUUGGUAUUGUCUCAGCAGCCAAAGAUGGUUGGAGUACAACAUGGGACUUCAGUAUUUUAGCCACUAAAGAUGUCAACAUCCAGCAAGUCCGGGGGGCGUACACCACUCGGAAACAUAACCAACACUACCGGUACAAAUAAGGUUGGCAAUAGCAAUGUUGAUCCACCAAAGACAUUCAGUUCACUGACACCCCUUGCAGAUCCUAAAGAACGUAAGAGGCAAAGGGACAGGGAACGGUAUGCGCUGAAAAGGGAUGAAAUUCUAAAGAAGCAACGUGAAGCAUAUCAUCAUAAGAAAGCACAAGCCCAUUUGAAAGAUGCCGAACAACAUCAAACUCAGACAGCAAAGAACUCUAUUCAAUUUCCAGGAAAUAACCGUGCUCGCAAUGCAUCACAUCUUAUUAGCAUGCCAGAAGAGCCAAUACAGCUACGAUGUACCCCUGAUAGCAUCAAGACCGUAACCAUUGAUAAUUGCGCCACUCACACUCCACCACCUAAUAAUUUGACGGGAGAGUUAACAAUCGAGCAAAUUGAAGCUAAACGAGUGAGAGAAUGUGCACGAUAUGCAAAUCUGACACCUGAACAAAAGCAAGCGAUACGUGAUCGUCGAAAGGUUUCCGAGGUAUUGCGACGCAGCACCCUAAGUGAGGAGCAGAUUGAAGCAAGUCGUGAACGUCGGAGGGUGCAUAAUAUGACACCCGAGGAGAAGCAGGCAAAGAGAGAUCGCGAAAAAGCAAGAAGAGAGUUGCGGCGCAACACUUUGAGCCAAGAUUCCAUCGCCAUGCAGAACCCAAAGUAUAUCCCUGAGGUGGUUCCCCUUACUAUGGAUGCAUCUGAUCCUCAUGGAUCCAGAGUCACAAAUGAUUGGUCAAUUCCUCCGGUCCAACCAACGCCUGUUUACAUCCAGUCAGCUUCAGAUCAGAUGCCAGACAUGAAGAAUGCCAAUCAAAUAACGCGCAGACAACGUGUAACACCUGGAGAAAGGAUAGCAUUGCUAGCCCGUCAUAAUGAGCACUUUGCAAGUAGACGGGACAAGAAAGCUUAUGCCUCAAUAGAAGAAAAUCCAACUUUAACUGUAGAAGAUACCAAUGGUUUAGAUCCUCCACCGCAGUCAGGUGUCGUUAACAACGAAAAUACCUCUCUAACCCCUCAAACUACCAACGUCAAGGCGCCAACAACACGUCCACCAAUUAGCGACGAUGGUGAUGAUGAUGGCGUCGUAUUCGAUGAGGACUUUGAAGAGGAGGAGGGCUACAUGUUCGCUGGUCAAGACAGGGAUACCGAUGAUGAGGAUAUCGAAUUUGAUGAAGCUAAAGAUGCCUCAGCUACUACCUCUAGCAUAACCGAUCCGUAUGACCACGUGUAUGACAAUAUACCCCAAGCCACGCACAUGUUGAAGCCUGUUGAAAACUGCAAGCAUUGCAACGCGAAGAAGUUCGAGCAUGAGACAAAUGGGUUCUGCUGCCGUAAUGGAAAGAUUAAACUAUGUACCCCAGAAACACCACCCGAGCUCAUGAGGCUCUGGUCGAGUUCAGACGCUGAUGCUAGGCACUUCCGUGAAAGCAUUAGGUUUUUCAAUGGUCAUUUCUCAUUCACUUCACUAUACUGUAACCUUGACGGUGAGACCACUGACAUGAGAAAAAGUGGUAUUUACACGUUUCGUGCCCACGGCCAAAUGUACCACAACAUACGGUCGUUUGGUAUAGACGAGACCGAACCCAAGCACUUGGAGCUUUACUUCUACGAUGAUGAUCCCAGUCUAGAGCACCGGUAUCGCCGUUGCCGCGAAGAGCAGUACCAGCAAGACAAGGAACUUAUCAGAAAGCUGGUUGACAUACUUCGUGACAACCCGUACUCUGAACAACUCAGGAGUAUGGGACAGGUUGAGGACCUUGAUGACUACCGUGUGACACUGAACCUUGAUCAUAGGUUGGACCAGAGAACAUAUAACAUUCCAGCCACUUCGGAGGUGGCCGCUGUUUGGGUUGAGGGGAGCGAACGCCGAAGGCACUUUGAGAAUAGCGUUAUCCUACAAGGGAAGAACAAGCAAAUAUAUGGCAUCCGAUCGUAUCAUGGAUGCUAUGAUGCUCUGUCAUACCCUCUCUUUUUCCCUAGAGGUGAACUCGGCUGGCAUCCCGAUAUCCCAAAGGUCGGUGUGUCCAUCAAUGCGGUGACCGCGGCUCGUGCGGCUCGUAUGGCUCGUGGUAAUAAUCAUGAGGACCCAGAUUCUAAUGGUAGGCUAUGCGUGUCCGUGCGGGAUUACUACUGCUACAAAUUCCAGAUACGGCCAGGGAUAUUCAACCCAAUACUGUUUGGCAAGCGACUUUUUCAGCAGUUCGCGGUCGACACAUACAUCAAGAUCGAAAGCUCGCGGCUGGACUACAUAUGGGCUCAUCAGAAGGAGUUAAGGGCGGACCUGUACCAAGGCUUGGUGGACAGCGUGCAUGCCGGGGAGGGUAGAGCGGACGCGGUUGGAAAACGGACCGUGCUGGCUACAUCAUUUAUCGGUGGACCUCGGGAUAAGAGGCGUCGAUACAUGGAUGCUAUGGCUUUAGUGCGAAAGUAUGGGAAGCCGGAUGUCUUCCUCACAAUGACAUGCAAUCCAAACUGGGAUGAGAUCACACGCGAGCUCUACCCUAGCCAAAUACCCCAGGAUCGUCCGGAUCUCGUCGUGCGUGUUUUCAGGGCGAAGCUAGAGGAACUAAAAAAGCAGUUGCUUGAUAAGCACAUGCUUGGCAAGGUGAAGGCCUACGUCUAUGUGGUUGAGUUCCAAAAGAGGGGUCUACCGCAUGCCCACUUCCUGCUCAUCAUGAAGGGGCGGUACAAGCUCACAUGUCCAGAGCAGUAUGAUUGUAUCAUCUCUGCCGAGCUCCCGGACAAGCGUAACUACCCAGAGCUAUACAAGAUGGUUGUCAAGCAUAUGAUGCAUGGCCCUUGCGGUGUGCUGAACCGUGAUUGCCCGUGCACGAAGGACCGUCCGUCAUGCAAGAAUCAUUACCCGCGGUCUUUCAACGCGACUACCUUACAAGGAAAGGACUCCUACCCGGUGUAUAGGAGACGUGAUGAUGGCCGGCAUGCAAUGGUUCGAAAACACGAGCUAGACAAUAGGUGGGUUGUCCCAUACAACCCUUACCUCCUACGGCUGUUCAACUGUCACAUCAAUGUUGAGGUAUGCUCGAGCAUAAAGGCCGUUAAAUACCUAUUCAAGUACAUAUACAAGGGCCAUGACCGGGCGUCUGUGUCUGUGAACGAGGCUGACAGGAACGGCAACAUCGAUGAGAUCAGGCAGUAUAGGGACGCGAGAUGGGUGACCCCCCCGGAAGCCUUGUGGAGGAUAUACGGCUUUGACCUGAGCAAGAACUCACCACCUGUGAUGCAACUACAACUUCAUCUCCCGAAUAUGCACAUGGUUUCGUUUCAAGAGGGCCAAGAUAUCCAAGAAGUGCUCAAUCGGGAAGAUGCUGAGAAGUCAAUGCUAACAGAGUAUUUCGAGGCGAACAGAGUACAUGACCAUGCUCGGGGUAUCUUGUAUCGGGAUUUUCCCGAGUGGUAUACUUGGCAGAAAGGUAAAAAUAAAAAUUUCUGGCAACGAAGGAGACGAGAAGGUGGACAGGUUGGUAGAAUCGUGUCAGCUCAUCCAGCCGAGGGGGAACGCUACUACCUACGGGUUCUCCUAAACCACGUGACUGGUGCCACCUCCUUUGCUAAUCUAAGGAUGGUUGACGGUGAGAUCCUACCUACCUUUCGUGAAGCCGCAGAGAGAAGGGGCCUGAUUGAGGCAGACAACACAUUGGACGAGUGUCUUACGGAAGCCGAGUUGUUCCACAUGCCACCAUCUCUCCGAAGGCUCUUUGCAACAAUAUUGGUAUUCUGUGAGCCCAGCGACGUGCGUGGACUCUAGAACAAGCACCGGGAGGCAAUGUCGGAAGACUAUCAUCGCAUCAAUCCAUGCACACUCGCUGUCCAACAAAUGGUUUUAAUAGAUAUUAGAAACAUGCUACAAUCAAUGGGUAAAGAUAUACGGUCGUUCCCUCUCCCUGAGAUUGACGAGGCACAUGACACGGCAAAUGGUGUG
This is a messenger RNA of Phragmites australis (common reed), 4170 nucleotides long. RefSeq lists its product as uncharacterized. The coding region runs from base 166 to 3996 and encodes 1276 amino acids. The record is from RefSeq and is a predicted model, not a curated record. NCBI's taxonomy places the organism in Eukaryota, Viridiplantae, Streptophyta, Magnoliopsida, Poales, Poaceae. The transcript has 9 exons.